Amblyraja radiata (thorny skate) is the source of this 2118-nucleotide messenger RNA. It is a transcript of the gene supt4h1, whose product is annotated as SPT4 homolog, DSIF elongation factor subunit. Bases 42 to 401 code for a protein of 119 amino acids. Gene Ontology annotation, cellular component: nucleus; DSIF complex. The record is from RefSeq and is a predicted model, not a curated record. Lineage: Eukaryota; Metazoa; Chordata; Chondrichthyes; Rajiformes; Rajidae. Gene Ontology annotation, biological process: transcription elongation-coupled chromatin remodeling; regulation of DNA-templated transcription; transcription elongation by RNA polymerase II. The transcript is spliced from 5 exons. Gene Ontology annotation, molecular function: zinc ion binding; RNA polymerase II complex binding.
GAAGUUUUGUUGCUGGAAAAAGCGUAGAGUAUUUUCUCAUCAUGGCCGCCGCGCUGGAGACGGUGCCGAAGGAUCUAAGGCAUUUACGAGCCUGUCUUCUGUGUUCAUUAGUGAAGACCAUAGAUCAGUUUGAAUAUGAUGGUUGUGAUAACUGCGAUGCCUAUCUGCAAAUGAAGGGGAAUCGAGAGAUGGUGUAUGACUGCACAAGUUCUUCUUUUGAUGGGAUCAUAGCAAUGAUGAGUCCUGAUGACAGUUGGGUCUCUAAGUGGCAGCGGAUCAGUAACUUCAAGCCAGGUAUGUACGCAGUAUCAGUGACAGGACGGUUACCCCAAGGUAUUGUGAGGGAACUGAAAAGUCGAGGUGUUAUCUACAAAUCGAGAGAUACUGCUAUCAAAUCUUAAUAGGCCAAUUUGUACUUCCUAUCGGAAUGAUGAUCUCUACAAUAGGAUUCUUCUAUUUGUAACUGGAAUCAUUUGUACUGAUCUCAAAAUGUUGUUAUGUAUCCUGUAAUGUAGUAUCUAAAUCGGUUACAUUUAUGGUCGUACACGCCAGCAACGUUGCAGAGUCUGCAUUCUGCAAACGUCAUCCUCCUUGGUUAAGGUGAACUUUUAUCUAAAGGUAAAUAAUAAAAUACAGCAGGAAUACUUUAAUGUGACUUUUGUGAAUAUUAGAAUAAAGUACCAGUUAUAUACUAGCCAAGUAUUUAUGGAAUAUUUGGAUAAUUAAGUGUAAGACACUUUUUCUUUGGGGGUUGGGGGAGGAAAAAAUGAAACAUCCAGGAAUUUUUUUUUUGAGCUAACAGAGCAACCAGUAUAAAUGGUAUUCAUAAUUUUUAAUGUCACAUUUUUUUUGUCUGAAGUGAUUUCUGAGGAUUGAUGAUAACUUGCUUCUACUUCAGGUUGUGUUACACCUGUGGGGAUGGUGCUGAAAGUAUUGAGGGUAUUUGGAGCGUAUCAGAGAAUGAGGCUAGGCUUGAUAGUUGAGAUGGACCAGGAUCAGUUAGACUUGCUCGAUUGGGCAGUAUUGCUUGUCAGUAGUUAGCAUGGAGGGGGUAGAUGUAUUGUAGUAUGGGAGGGGUUCACACUGCUGGUUGUGGUAAUUAGAUUUAAUUUGCAUGUUGCCUUGGCAGUAUUGUCAGAAGAGCUUGUCCAAUUACCCUUGGUGUUGAGUUGGCAAUAACUUUGGUUGGAGGUAUCUCUUUGUUUGUGUAUCUCUGGAGACACUAUUUGAGAUUUUUAUAUUUUAGUUAUUGGGGUCCUGAAUGGGUGCGAGUAUUUCUAGAGUGGAGUCUGUGUUGGGGGUCCCAAAGACUAGUUAACUAUUAAGCUUCCAGCACCAAUCUAGGAUCAGAUUUGACAGGCUAGGCUCCCCUUUAAGUCAUACCGAAUUGGGGUUUUCUGUGAUGUGCAAACCUGCUUCUCUGAGCGGUCUAUAAUGCUGAAGGCAAUACAAGUAUGUUUGGAAAUUACAGAAGUGACAUCCAGAUGCACAGACCACUGGAUCUGAUUGUAUUUAAAAUACGUGGAACACAAACUACUGAUUUUAAUUGCAACCUCCAUAAAAUCACCAAUUUUCAAUUGAUUUAUCUUUUAUUGUACAGUGAAUGGAAAUGUGGCAUUGCACAACCAAUCUUUCUUUAUUAUUCACAAAGAUAGACACAACAAGUUGAACUAACUCCAGCAUCUCUGGAGAGAAGGAAUGGGUGACGUUUCGGGUCGAGACCCUUCUUCAAACUUCUAUGGUAGUUAUGCCCUUCAGAAUCUAUCCUGACUUGCUCAAGUUGGUGUUACAAAACAGGUCUUGGUAAUGGACAUUAUGCUCUGUACCUCUACUACUGGUUUGACAUUGAAUAGUGCUGAUUCAUCAGAUGGAUGAAAGUCAGAUGAUAGUGAGCAGAGAUUUUGCCAGACUCUGGUGAAACGGUGAGAAGGUAGCAGCGUGCAAAGCAAUUUAUUUGACAGUUGUACUGUAAAACACAAAAUGAAUUGCUCAGCUACCAAUAUUCUCACACCAUAAAUUCAAUGAGGCAAAAAACACAUGAUAACAGGUUUCAAAUCACAUCUGCAAGUUAAAGCGUUCCAUAUUACAUGAUCUUAAUAAAUGUUUUCUUGAAACAGA